AUGAAAAGGAAUGGAUCCCCCCAUUUUCAGCCGACUUAAAUCUUUUCCAGUUUUGGUUGGAGGGUGAGAACCCAAACAAAACAGUUACAUUCAUAACCAUCUGCUUCUGAUUCUUUUCUUCCUUGUUGGGCAUCCAAAAUUCACCCGUAUUUCGCUUGAUUUCAAGAUCUUUUCAUCCAAUUUCACAUAGGGUUUAUCCGCAUUUCAUAUUCUAAACAAUCCCCCUCCAAGAACUCGAAUGACCCAUGAAAUCGCAACAAUUUCGAUCAAAAACUGUCAUCAUUCAGAGGUUUAAUCUUUGUUGGUUAAUGGGUCUGAGUUUUCUUCAAUCAAAUCAACCCAAAUUGAUCAUGAAGUAACAUUACAUGUUAAUGCCCACAACCUGUUCGACGAAAUGGCUGACAGAAAUGGGGGUUCAUUGUAUUCAAUUGGGUUACUAUCUUGGAAAUCUUUGAUCGCUUUGUUGUCACUCGCGUUAACCGUGUUCGUCUUAUCGUGGUCAUUACUGUUGAACUCGGGCCGGUAUCAAUUCAUUGAUCAAAAUUUGUUUCCACAUUUGAAACAUUAUAAUCCGCUAUUUAUAGAUCAUGAUCAACAAGCAAGUUUAAAAGUGUUUAUGUAUGAUUUACCCUCUGAGUUUCAUUUCGAGCUGUUGGAUUGGAAGCCGGAUGGUGACACUCCUUGGCCCGAUAUCCGUUCAGAAGUACCCGAAUACGCCGGUGGGUUAAACGUGCAACAUAGCGUAGCGUACUGGCUUACGCUAGACCUUUUAGCCUCAGAAUUCGACAAUGCAGGUGGUCGAUACGCGAUUAGAGUUCAUAACUCGAGUGAAGCGGAUGUUAUAUUCAUACCCUUUUUCUCUUCCAUAUGUUUUAAUCGGUUUUCGAGGCUAAACGCACAUAAAAAAACCAACACGAACAAAGAACUGCAAAAGAAGUUAGUUACAUACGUAACGGGUCAGCCCGAAUGGAAACGGUCGGGUGGGAUAGAUCACGUAAUCGCGGCGCACCAUCCGAAUAGCUUACUCGACGCGCGAAUGCAGCUAUGGCCCGCCAUGUUCAUUCUUUCGGAUUUCGGAAGGUACCCACCAACUAUAGCAAACAUCAACAAAGAUGUUAUCGCACCUUACAAGCACAUCAUCAAAAGCUACGUUAACGAUUCAUCCGGUUUCGAUUCCCGCCCGAUCCUGCUGUUUUUCCAGGGCGCGAUAUACAGAAAAGACGGCGGCUUCGUCCGUCAAGAAAUCUUUUAUCUUUUACAGAAAGAAAAAGACGUUCAUUUCGCGUUCGGUAGCGUUAAAAAACAAGGUAUUCCUUCGGCGACAAAAGGAAUGCAAUCGUCGAAAUUCUGUCUGAACAUAGCGGGUGACACCCCGUCGUCGAAUCGGUUGUUUGACGCCAUUGCUAGCCACUGUGUUCCUGUGAUCAUCAGUGAUGACAUCGAGCUACCCUUUGAGGAUGUUAUCGAUUACUCCGAGUUUUGCAUCUUCGUUCGAACGUCGGAUGCUUUGAAAGAGAAAUUUCUUAUAAACUUUAUACGAAGAAUCGGUAGAGACGAGUGGACGCGAAAAUGGGAAAAGUUAAAAGAAGUUGAACACUUUUUCGAGUACCAGUAUCCAUCCGAGAAGGGUGAUGCGGUGCAGAUGAUAUGGCGGUCUGUGGGGAAAAAGGUUCCGGUUAUAAAGAGGAGAUUACACGCGAGUAGACGGUUUUCGCGGUUUGGAAAACCUGCGAGGAAGGCUAGUUUUCCGUUGCCGAGAAACUUAUUGUCUUGAUAGAAGAAGAGAUUGAUGGUAGAAGAUAGAAUGUACAAGGAAAUAGGAUUUUUAGAUGGAAGUUUGUUCAUUAAUACAUGGAUUAUCAACAGUUUUGUAAUGUAAUAUGAUCUUGCUAGACAAUAGUUGUGGGUCAGACCAAAUUUGAGUAAUGUUGGUAAGGAUGUA
Messenger RNA from Helianthus annuus (common sunflower), 1942 nucleotides. RefSeq names its product probable arabinosyltransferase ARAD1. The transcript has a single exon. Gene Ontology annotation, molecular function: glycosyltransferase activity. The coding region runs from base 395 to 1774 and encodes 459 amino acids. The record is from RefSeq and is a predicted model, not a curated record. Lineage: Eukaryota; Viridiplantae; Streptophyta; Magnoliopsida; Asterales; Asteraceae.